CGCCCACCAGAGCUACCGGACGUGACGGUGACCAUUCCGACAGCAAUCGUAUCUGGGAAUAAAUCUAGCGCGUUUGGCCAUUGGAACCACGAGGUCCGAACCGUUCGGCGGUCGGCAGCCGCUAUGGAUGAGGAGCGGCGGGAGAGCAAGCUAUGAGUAGUAGUGGGCCUUUGAGGCCCCACCACCACCACCAUCACCACCACCCAGCAUUAGCAGCAGUAGCAGCAAGUGGAUUGCUAAAGUGUGCUAGUAAACGUGACGGUGACGACGAAGAGGACGGUGCUGGUGACAACGAGAUGACAGCAUCAGCACCACCGACAGGACUCGUCAGUUUAAAUAGCAAUCGAAUGAUAUCAAGCAGAGUGGUGGGGCAAGUCGUCAGCAGCCACCGGCAGGAGCAGCACCACCCGAGGGCGAUCAAGAAAUCCCUGACCAAUAUCAAGACUACGAAGCUAGGGAGGAUGAAAAUGGUCAACAUUCCUACUAGCAGCACCAUGACAUCGACGAGACUAGUGUCCGGUUUUAUGUUCAACUUGCAUUUUCCACUUUCGAUCGUGCUGUUGAUUGUCCUUUGUGGUGAUCUGGCAACACUGCGCACCGAUGGUGGCUUUGCGAGUUUCGGUGGAGUCUGGGCGGAAGAGCUGAGUGCGGGUCAAGAUACUGCAGGGGGAACCGCUGCCUUGGAGUCUUUUGAUCCUUCCGAGCGGGGCCAGCUCAAGUUUGGUGAUAAAUGCGAGAGCACCACUGAGUGUGGCUUCGCCGGAUCCAUCUGUGAUCCGCAGUCGCGCACAUGUCAGUGUACUCCGGAUUUAUCAGCAACGAACCACAUCGACAAGUGCGGGAAAGAAAAAGUGGCAGCACUGCUGAAUCACUCGGAAGUGAUUUUGUAUUCGUCCUCAGUUGGUCGUUUCUCCGAUGGUGUUGAUGUGUUAUACAUGAACUUCAUGUUCGACCUCGAGGACGCUUCCAACGACGGAGGCAUUGAUGCGGAGGAAUUCUCCAUCGUAUGCUCCAGCUACGGGCCGGAUAAGCAAGAGUGUCAGCAAGCCUUCCGAAAGAUGGCACAGGGUUCCGACGAGGUCAACCGGGAACAGUUUGCCGAAUUGUGGCGUGAGUACUUCUCGACCGACGAUCCAACAGCGCCCGGAAACUUCAUCUUCGGCAAAACGGCAUUUUAA
Topomyia yanbarensis is the source of this 1178-nucleotide messenger RNA. RefSeq lists its product as uncharacterized. The record is from RefSeq and is a predicted model, not a curated record. The transcript is spliced from 5 exons. NCBI's taxonomy places the organism in Eukaryota, Metazoa, Arthropoda, Insecta, Diptera, Culicidae. Bases 153 to 1178 code for a protein of 341 amino acids. Gene Ontology annotation, molecular function: calcium ion binding.